UUUUGUACAGGACACUUAAGCCAGGACAACUCCCUAGAGAUAGUGCAUUGAUAAAGGAUAAGCAAAGGAAACAAUUGCCUUAAGGGUCCCAGCAGACUCAUCUAGAUAUCCUUCCUCUGGAAUACUAGUUAAAACUCACCAAAGACUAACAUUACUUUUCCUAUGCUGUUCUUAAAAAGCUUGAAGAUAGAAAAUAGAAGAAUCUGGGACCGGGUGGUGGUGCACCUGGUUGAACGCACAUGAUACAGUGUGCAAGGACCCAGAGGCUUCCAUUGACUGCAGUGGUUCUCCAAGUGGAGGAUCUGUCCGUCUACCUGCAUCAUCUGGAGGACUUACUGAAACAGAUGAUGACUGAAUCUCAAUCCCAGAAUUGGAUUUGGAAGCACUCUGUUCAGCCCUGACUUCUGCUGAGACUAGGGUUUGAACUUGGAACCUUCGGUGCCACAGACACGAAGAUUGCCAAAAUGCUACGGAGUUUUUAAGUGACUUUUAAGAAAAGUCCAAAAUAGACUUCAAACUGUAAAAAACAGAAGCUGCAGCAAGGGGGGAUUCAGUGCCAAUGCAUCAACAAAAAAGACAGCCAGAGUUAGUGGAAGGAAAUCUUCCUGUUUUUGUGUUUCCCACGGAAUUAAUAUUUUAUGCAGAUGACCAGUCAACACAUAAACAAGUGUUAACACUGUAUAAUCCCUAUGAAUUUGCCUUAAAGUUCAAAGUUCUGUGUACUACUCCAAAUAAGUAUGUUGUCGUUGAUGCUGCAGGUGCAGUAAAGCCUCAGUGUUGUGUGGAUAUUGUGGUUCGUCAUAGAGAUGUUCGAGCCUGUCACUAUGGUGUAAUAGACAAAUUCCGUCUCCAAGUUUCUGAGCAAAGCCAGAGGAAGGCUUUGGGAAGGAAAGAAGUUGUGGCCACUCUUCUCCCAUCUGCAAAAGAAGAACAAAAGGAAGAAGAGGAGAAAAGAAUAAAGGAACAUUUAGCCGAAAGUUUAUUUCUUGAGCAGUCAUUUCAACCAGAAAGCAGAGCUGUUUCUUCUGGACCUAGUUUGCUAACUGUCUUUCUGGGAGUGGUGUGCAUUGCAGCUCUGAUGCUCCCUACGCUGGGGGAUGUGGAAUCGCUGGUGCCUCUCUACCUCCACUUAAGUGUGAAUCAAAAAUUAGUGGCUGCUUAUAUUCUAGGUCUUAUCACAAUGGCUAUACUUAGAACAUGAGCAAAGAAUUCAAUUGACUUCUGAAGUAAAUUGAUCUUGAAAAUAUGAAUGUGGACUGCCUUUUAUCUCUAUUUCACUCCAUCAACAUGCUACAAACUAUUGAAUGAUUUAAAUUGCAAAUGCAUAAUAUAUAUUUUAAAUUACUUUAUAAUUUUAUUCAAAGGAGUGCAACAUAUUGUUACAGACAGCAAGGAUACUUCCAGGUGACACCUAGGAAAUUAUUUAAAGUUCUUUUUUAUAUCUAAAGCUAUCAUGCAACUCUGAUUAAAACAUGUUAUUUUCUCAUCUUUUUUUUUCCUAAUUUACUUUGAUUGCUAAGGCCAUGUACCCUUUCAAAGUUAAAGACCUUAAAGAGCAAACUGACCAGCCUAAAAUUAAAUCUAUUUCCCAACUGCCAUCAAUGUUCUAUAUGAAUCAUACCUUAUCUUCUAUCGUAAUCAGUUACCAUGGUGUUUCUAAAAUGAGUUUCACAGUUAGUGUGGAGAGUGUAAAAAGAACAUUGAAUAAUGAGGGUUUCUGUUAGUUCCAGGGGCUCAGAGGAAACAUAUUCAUUUCUCCUGGUGAACUGCAAUAUAAGCUGAGCUGUAGUCUGGACACCUAGCAUAGAAUUCUGGACGACCUCUGUUUGGUCCAAAACUACAAAAGGAGACAAGUAUUUGUUUAGUUGCUUCACUCUGACCUUCCCUCUGAAUAACAUCUAAUGUUAACAGGAGGGGGAGAAAUCACUUUGAUCUUUCUUCCCUGCUCCAUGCUUGAAUGAAAAUGAUUUAGCACAGAUGCUAGUUUAUAUAGGGUGAUUGCUCACCUUUAAACUCGAAGCCAAGUAUGGGAAAUCCUUGAUAUCUGUGUCUAUUUUAUAUCAGUAUCGCUGAGACAUUUUUUAAGUUUGUAUUUAUUAUUAAAACAACUUUACCAAAAAAAAAAGUCCCUGAAGCACAAUUCUACAUUUCUUUAUAGCCUCUUCUGAUCUCUAACAUAUAUAUGCAGUUUUAACUGUUUUGUCACAGUUACUGAUCUUUUGUCUUGGGAUUUUUAUCUGAGAUCACAAUGCAUUAAGAGUCUCUUGAAAAAUCGUCUUUCAGUUUUCUUACAAGAAAGAACUUAUGCACUGCUACUGUAGCAUUCUCAAGGAAUAUACAUCAGCAUAAAACAUACGCUUGAAGCUGGUCUUUGUAGGAAACAAUACUUUGCUUCUAAAAUAAAAGCUUUUAUGUAUACUCUUUCAUAGAAAAUCCUCAUUGCUUAAUGAUUUGGGAAGCAUAAAUCAUUAAAUGAAUUUUGUCUGUACAUUGUGUAAUGACUGAAAAGCACAUAAAUGUAAUCUAUUUUGAACUUUGUAAACACA
Molecule: messenger RNA, 2546 nt
Organism: Erinaceus europaeus (western European hedgehog)
Lineage: Eukaryota; Metazoa; Chordata; Mammalia; Eulipotyphla; Erinaceidae
Gene: MOSPD1
Product: motile sperm domain containing 1
Exons: 8
Coding region: 560-1201 (213 amino acids)
Cellular component (GO): cytoplasm
Source: RefSeq, a predicted model, not a curated record